AUGGAACGCCUAAUAGCAAACGCGUCGAAGCUCAGACCUGAGAUACGCCUUGUGCAGGCACUAGCCAACUUCAAAGCAGUGCUGUCGGCCGAUCGGAGAGCAAGAUUCGACGAAUCCAUCGCAGCCUUCAAAAACCAUCCCCCAGAUGCGAACGAUGUAAAUCGCCUGACCGCUGAAAUCAACCGUGAUAUCCAACAGACAACGAGGCGAUGUUAUGGACCGCGUUUUGUGCACGUCCUACAAGCCGUACAACAGUACGCAUCUAUAGGCGAUGUCUUGAUAGGAGGGUCGCAGAAUCUGGUUGCUUCUGGAGUCUGGGCUGCAGUCAGGCUGACAUUAACGAUGGUGACUCAAAGCGCUUCAUACCUGGAGAAAUUGUCAACGUUGUUCAUGAACGCGGGAAGAAGUGCUCCCCGAUAUCAGGAUAUGGCCUUGCUUUACCCUCGCUCGAAGCGACUACGGAAUGCACUAUGCGAGUAUUUUAUUGUCAUUUUGAAUAUUUGCAAGCAUGCUGUGAAGUUUCUGCAAAAGUCCGCACUAUCGCAGUUCUCAUCCGCUCUAUCGGACUCUCCUUUAGUAUCUUUCGAGAAGGAGCUUCAGCAGUGGUCAAUUGUCAUUGUGGAAGAAGUUGCUUUACUUUCAAGUCAAAGCCUCCAAGAGGAGGCGAAGGAGAGUUCUCGAUUUCGGCAGAUAAUGGUCAAAUUUUCCGAUGCCAGCAAUCAGCGCCAGCAAUUGGCUCUCAAAAUUCGACUCCUUGAUACUUGUACCACAUAUGACUAUCAGACAUCUUGGAAGCAGGCUCGGAAACAGGGAGCAACAACCUGGUUCGCGAGCACAAGUGAGUACCAACAGUGGAAAGAAACGCCUUCCUCGUGUUCUCUGCUGUGCACCGGAAAAUUGGGCUCUGGCAAGACAACAUUGCUGGCGAAUAUGGUUGAUGAUCUAUUUUGCUCUACUCUGAGGGGAACAACUGCGUAUUUUUUCUGUCGAUUCGAUGUCUCUGAGUCUCUGACUGCGAGGGCCAUCAUCGGAUGCCUUGCGCGACAACUGUUAGGGCAACAGCCUAUUGACCUCACGAAAAUGGAUAAUUUCUGCGACAAUUCACUUGCCAGCCCUGAUGAGCAAAUGAUUCUCAAUAUUGUACGAGAGCUGCUUCCUGUGGAUCCAAUUUACAGUUUGAUUGUGGAUGGGCUUGAUGAGUGCCCCGAAACGGAGCGACAAACGACGUUAGAGAUACUCCAGCAGUUGCAAAAGCACUUCAAGGUUCGUAUGUGCCUGUCAUUUAGGCAGGACGCGGGGGAUGAUGCCAAAGUCACAGCUGGCAUUCUUAAUGGGAAGUGGACACUACUUAUCCCCGAGAACAACCCCGACAUCGAGGCUUAUAUUGACGCCGAGCUCCAUGAGCGCCUCGAGUCAGACAGGUUGUGCAUCGGAGAUCCAGCUAUCAUCCUCCCGAUCCAGCAUGCCCUUGUCACCGGGGCCCAAGGAAUGUUUCUCUGGGCCACACUGCUACUCGACUGCAUUUGCAUGGAGCAGACAGAUGAGGCAAUUCUCCAGGCCCUUGAAAGCCUUCCCCAAAGCCUUUCUGAAACAUUUACACGGGUUCUACAGCAAGCCGGUGCCUCAAAUAUCCGCCAUCGCCACAGGUUGGUGCAGUUGGUUAUGGCUGCCCGACGACCCCUAUCAGUGGAGGAACUAUGUGAAGCUCUCGGUGUCAUUCCCGGUGACACGGCAUGGGAGCCUGGGCGACAAAUCAAUAAUAUUCGUGCGGCUCUCGCAAGUUGCAAGUGCCUGAUCAUUACAGACGAAGAGGAGCAGACUGUUCGGUUUGCCCACCAUAGUGUCAAGCAGUUCUUUAUUGCUCAGGGCGAUGAGCCUGAAAAUCCGAAUCCCGUCAACCCAGACGAAGCAAAUAAAGAAAUGGGUCGGGUCAUUCUAACGUACCUCAACUACGGGAUUUUCGACCGUCAAGUAUCUCGCACAGUCUUGCCAAAAAUCCCCGCUGCGGAUGCCCUAGCUCGUAUUGUGAGCACCGUCUUCGCAGAUUCCGUCAACACAAAAAGAAUCGCUCUGGAACUGCUCAAGACACGAAAAAAUGGCAAACACGACAUAGGCCGAACCUUGGCUGAGACGGCCAUGGCGCAGCGAAAAUCUCCAACGGAGACCCAUCCCUUUUUGGCUUAUGCCAAGGACUAUUAUAGGUAUCAUAUUCUCGGGGUUUGGAACUGUGAGGAGGAAAUGGGACGGCUUUGGCAGUGCCUAUUGGAGGGAAAGUCUCUUGACUUCAACUUUCUGAGCGAACACGCUGACAAGAGCCAGCUGCGCAUUACCAGUUGGCUGCAAUAUGAGUUGCAGCGACGGCGAGUGACUGGCCUUGAUGGAGAGUUUGUUCCCUGCGACGUUCUGAGCCAGCUGGUCACAUAUGAUGUUAUCCUCAAAGUCCUUGAGGAAACCGGGUUUUACGGAUAUGGCGCAUCGACAUUCGCAGAUGAUAUCUUCAGUUACGGCCAGCGAUGGUUUGCGAUUCUUGUCGAUAUAGGGAUCAAUGAUUAUAUUGGGGCCCUCUCUCAGUCUUCGAUGAUUCAGUCUCCAAUAAGUGACCGCGAUCUCCCCAUUUCGAGGGUACAAUUUCUCGAGAAAUACAAAUCGACAAUAUCACAGAUCACUGUGUCGUCUGCGGUUCAACCUGGGUCUAACAAGCCGAGCACCUCACGAUCUGUCGGCUCGAUGGAGGCAGAUAGAUGGGAGAAAUCGGCUGAGUUGUUCUGUCUCCGACAGCACCUGUACCUCGUCCCCGUACUUAAAGGGGGUCAACACUAUGACUCAGAGAACGGGAUCAUGCCCUUCUUGCCUAUUGAAAACACAUUCUACAGUUACGAUGACGAAUCCCUAUUUGUUAUUGUCCAUCCUGCACAUUAUGAUUUUCCUCCAACUUACCGCGGUGCGGAAAACGAUGAUUGUAAUUACCAGGUCGCGCUCAGGCCCUGGCACAUGGAUGAGCCUCCGCCUUUUUUGGUAUAUCAUGGACACUCUUGGCGCGUCCCAUGGCAUCUGCUCCAAGCGGUUGCAUCAUAUUGUCCUCGACCCGAGCCGAUCCGUUUGAUUUUCCCCAUACUUGGCCCGAACCUUGAUGACGUUUGGCGGCAAAGCUUGGUUACGGACUCGACUCGACGAUUUCUGAGAUUCUGCCUGUCCCAAAUGACUGGCAUCGCCGCGGCUCUCGCCUAUGUCAUUCCUGCUGCUCUCGCCUAUGUCAUUCAAAAAGAUCCGGAAGAGCGGUAUAUCUCACUAUGCCAGAUUACGCCACGCAGCAUUCAGUGGUGCAGGCACUCACGCUCCACAUUCCAGUGGGGAACCUUGCGGUUAGAUCUACGGACCCUGAUAGCUGAUCAAAGUAGAGUCCCUAGUCGGCAAUCUGAAGAGGCGUAUCGUGCCCCAUAUGAGGCGGAGGGGGAUGAUGCCCCGAAAUAUGACUGUGUCUGGAGCCUGGGAUGCAUAUAUUUUGAAUUCCUUAUUUGGGCUGUGAUGGGAUCGACAAAUCUCCAAAAGUUCCGUGAGGCUAGGGGAGGAGCGAAUGCACCAUUCUAUUCAACAACAUUCUCUGGCCGUUGCCAAGAAUUCAAAUUGUCCCCAGAAGUUAGCCGCUGGGCGGGCAUGCUGCUCAAUGAGCCCGAACUACCGCCGGAGGUUCCUCGUUUCAGCGAAUACUUGCUACAGCAUGUGCUUGUAGUGGACCCAUCAGCCAGGGUAUCGGCUCGUCAGCUCGCGUCUGAUUUGGAAGACCUUCAGAAGCUGCAAGAAGCUGCAAGCAAUGAGCAACUUGGGACUGAGGCUGGUAAAAUUUAG
Aspergillus pseudoviridinutans is the source of this 3846-nucleotide messenger RNA. RefSeq names its product NACHT domain protein. The record is from RefSeq and is a predicted model, not a curated record. The transcript has 3 exons. The coding region runs from base 1 to 3846 and encodes 1281 amino acids. Lineage: Eukaryota; Fungi; Ascomycota; Eurotiomycetes; Eurotiales; Aspergillaceae.